CAGGUGACCAGCGCCAUGUCCAGCCAGGUGGUCGGCAUCGAGCCUCUGUACAUCAAGGCGGAGCCAGCCAGCCCCGACAGCCCCAAGGGCUCCUCGGAGACGGAGGCCGAGCCGCCCGUGGCCCUGGCUCCCGCUCCAGCCCCCACCCGCUGCCUCUCCGGCCACAAGGAGGAGGAAGACGGGGAGGGGGCUGGGCCUGGCGAGCAGGGGGGUGGCAAGCUGGUACUCAGCUCCCUGCCCAAACGCCUCUGCCUGGUCUGUGGGGACGUGGCCUCUGGCUACCACUACGGUGUGGCGUCCUGCGAGGCCUGCAAAGCCUUCUUCAAGAGGACCAUCCAGGGUGAGCCCCCAGUCCACUCCUCCGCCCCCUGCCCUGUGCCCUCUGGGCCCGCGCCACCCACCGGGCGCACUGCCAGGCGGCAGUGCCUGCGGGUGGGCAUGCUCAAGGAGGGAGUGCGCCUGGACCGCGUGCGCGGUGGGCGGCAGAAGUACAAGCGGCGGCCGGAGGUGGACCCGCUGCCCUUCCCCGGCCCCUUCCCUGCCGGGCCCCUGGCAGUAGCUGGAGGCCCCCGGAAGACAGCCCCUGUGAACGCACUGGUGUCUCAUCUGCUGGUGGUGGAGCCUGAGAAGCUCUAUGCCAUGCCUGACCCCGCGGGUCCUGACGGACACCUCCCUGCCGUGGCAACCCUCUGCGACCUCUUUGACCGGGAAAUCGUGGUCACCAUCAGCUGGGCCAAGAGCAUCCCAGGCUUCUCGUCGCUGUCGCUGUCUGAUCAGAUGUCGGUACUGCAGAGCGUGUGGAUGGAGGUCCUGGUGCUGGGUGUGGCCCAGCGCUCGCUGCCGCUGCAGGACGAACUGGCUUUCGCAGAAGACUUGGUCCUGGACGAAGAGGGGGCCCGGGCAGCUGGCCUGGGGGAGCUGGGGGCCGCCCUGCUGCAGCUGGUGCGGCGCCUGCAGGCCCUCCGGCUGGAGCGGGAGGAGUAUGUCCUGCUCAAGGCCCUGGCCCUGGCCAACUCGGACUCUGUGCACAUCGAGGAUGCCGAGGCCGUGGAGCAGCUGCGAGAAGCCCUGCACGAGGCCCUGCUGGAAUACGAAGCUGGCCGGGCCGGCCCCGGAGGGGGCGCUGAGCGGCGGCGGGCGGGCAGGCUCUUGCUCACGCUGCCGCUUCUCCGCCAGACCGCGGGCAAAGUGCUGGCCCACUUCUAUGGGGUGAAGCUGGAGGGCAAGGUGCCCAUGCACAAGUUGUUCUUGGAGAUGCUCGAGGCCAUGAUGGACUGAGGCAAGGGGUGGGACUGGUGGGGGUGCCGGCAGGACCUGCCCAGCAUGGGGCCAGCCCCGAGGGGCAGAGCUGGGGUAUGGGCAGUGCCGCAGCCUGCUGGCAGGGCCAGGGCAAUGCCAUCAGCCCCUGGGAGCAAGCCCCACGCCCUCCCCUCCCCCCUCCCAGGGGUGUCAGAAGCUGGGAACGUGUGUCCAGGCUCUGGGCACAGUGCUGCCCCUUGCAAGCCAUAACGUGCCCCCGGAGUGUAGGGGGACUUGCGGAAGCCAUAGGGGGCUGCGGGAGGCCAAGCUUGAUCUCAGGGAGGGAAGGGUAUAGAGGCCACAGUCUCCCAGCGGGUGACGCUUUUGCUGCUGCUUAACCCUGCCUCCUCUCCAGAGCAGAGGGGGACUUGGAGCGCAAAAGCCCGCCCCCUCCGCUCCCCUCCCCCUCCUCGUCUGCAUUGGGCAUCAGUGCCCCCCUUGAAGCAAUAACUCCAGGCCGGCCCCGCCCCC
Molecule: messenger RNA, 1770 nt
Organism: Carlito syrichta (Philippine tarsier)
Lineage: Eukaryota; Metazoa; Chordata; Mammalia; Primates; Tarsiidae
Gene: ESRRA
Product: estrogen related receptor alpha
Exons: 6
Coding region: 16-1278 (420 amino acids)
Biological process (GO): regulation of DNA-templated transcription
Molecular function (GO): zinc ion binding; DNA-binding transcription factor activity; sequence-specific DNA binding
Source: RefSeq, a predicted model, not a curated record